AUGUUGGCUGCAAGUAAGCAAUGGUCAGCCGCAAGUAAGGAAAGGUUGGCUGCAACUAAGCAAUGGUCAACCGCAAGUAAGGAAAGGUCGGCUGCAACUAAGCAAUGGUCAGCCACAAGUAAGGAAAUGAGUCAGCUGCAAGUAAGGAAAGGUUGGCUGCAAGUAAACAAUGUUCAUACCAGUGGUCAUACCACUAUCAUCAACAUGCCUUCUAAUUCACUACCACCAUCAUCUCACCAGCCCCUAAGUCAACAACUCAAAAUGCCCACUUGCCUCAACUGUUCUGCUAAGUUUGAAGUCAUCCAGGACUACAGGAAUUAUAGCAAGCAGUGCUUGAAGGAAAUUGAGACUUUUAUUCAUAAGCUGACUAAUCAAAAAUCACUGAAGAAAAAUGAUCAAGGCAACUUUCAGUGCUACUGCUCUGAUGCUGGAUGUCCAGACAAGAAAAAAGUCUACAAGACCAUAGAGAAUCUCAAAAGACACUUAAAGAAAGUCAAGUCUUGUUGGAUUGGAUUAAGCAAGCAAACAUCAAUAUUCCAAGAAGAUCAACCCAUGGACAUCGACCAAGAUCUAGGAGUACAAUCUCAGGUAGAGGAAGUGCAGUCUGGAUCUGGGGAAAUAAGUGGUCGACCGUCUAUUUCACAACCAGGCCAACAACCAGACCAUCAACCAGACCAUCAAGAUGGACUAUUGCACCAUCCAUACCUAGAGAGCAUUGGCAUGGUGGUGGAUGCAGACCUUCAAGUGCUAUGCUGUCUCGUCUGUCAAAUAGCAUUGCCUCCAGAUCAUAUCACUGGUCAUAUAGACAAUGUCCAUCCAGGACUACAAGUGGAUGAUGAGCGGUAUAGUCGAGCAAUCUCUGAGAUGGAAAUUGCCAUGACUCUUCCCAAUGCCAUUGCUGGAGGUAGAUACAGCAAGGCAUAUAUGGGUCUACAAGUAUAUGAUGAAGAGACGAAGAUUCUAAGUGCUUCCACCUUUGAUGGAGACGAUGAAGCUGCUUUGGACUCUCUAUUACCUUGCACGAUGAGCAUGCCUCAGGUCUGGUGGACUGACCGAAAGAAGUGGGAGGAGAUGUUGUACAAGGGCAACAAGGUGCAUAUAGACCACCUGAGGCAAAUGUUUGCUUUGAUGGAAAGCAAACAGGUGGACCUUUGGGAGAACAAGGUGCUGGUAGGAAUCAGCAUGUGCGUAUGCUACAAGGACAUCAAGGACAACAACACGAACCACGACGUCAGCUACUCCUUCCUAUCAGAUCACAGAAAUGGUAGCUUUGCGGAUAGGGAUCGCUUUUUCAAGGCCAUCAUUGAGAAUCGAGAGACCUUGGGUUGGUUCACCAUCAUUCGCGAUGGAGAGGUGAGAGAGGUGAUUUGGGACAAAGGAGUGUUGAUGACUUGGUUGAGAGACUAUGCAGAGUUUCAAAAGCUAGUCCUAGCCAGAUGCGAGAUUCUCAGUGGAGCACCAGGCUGUGGAACCAAACUCACCGCCAUGGUAUACAGAAACACCAAGACGCGAUCCUAG
Suillus paluster is the source of this 1518-nucleotide messenger RNA. RefSeq lists its product as uncharacterized. The record is from RefSeq and is a predicted model, not a curated record. Bases 1 to 1518 code for a protein of 505 amino acids. The transcript has 10 exons. Lineage: Eukaryota; Fungi; Basidiomycota; Agaricomycetes; Boletales; Suillaceae.